AUAUAAAAGUGAACUAAUCAUUGAAUUUAUCUGAAUAUUGUAUCGUAACGAUAUGUUUAUAAUUCUUGUAUAGUAUAGAAAUGUACUAUACAAGAAUAUUACAUAAAUUCACGCAAUAUAGUCCAAUUUUUUUUCUAUCUAACCUAAAUGUUAUAAAAUUCACAUGUAGAAAAAUGUCAUUAAAUAUAAAAUCUUUAGAAAAAUCUAAAUCUAUAUUAAAAAAUAUGUAUUUUGCUGGUGUUAAUGCAGUUUUACCAAAAACUCUUAUAGUAAAUAAAGUUAAAUUUAAAAAUGGAAUAUUAUAUGUUGGAGACCAAAGUUUUGAACUUAAAGAAAAUGUUUAUUUAAUUGGAUUUGGUAAAGCAGUCAUGGGUAUGGCAAUAGUUCUUGAACAUAUGCUUGGCAAUUAUUUGAAGGAUGGUAUUGUUAGUAUUCCUUCUGCAUCAACAGAAGCAAUGUGGGAAUCUGAAGAUAAAUCAUAUUUUCCUUUAUUAGAAAGUGGUGUAAUAAAAUAUUGUGAAGGUUCUAUAAAUAAUCAACCAGAUGAUAGAUCUUUAGAAACAACACAUCAAAUUAUAGACUUAGUAGAAUCACUUACAGAAAAUGAUACUUUAAUUGUAUUAAUAUCUGGUGGUGGUUCUGCGUUACUUUAUAUGCCAAGACCAGUAAUUGAUUUUGAAGAUAAAUUAUAUGUAAGUAAAAUGCUUCAAAAUGCUGGAGCUGAUAUCAAAGAAGUUAAUAUAGUGAGAAGCAAAUUAUCUAUGGUAAAAGGUGGUGGUUUGGCUCGAAUGGCUUAUCCAGCUUCAAUUAUCAGCUUGAUAUUGUCUGAUAUUGUAGGAGAUCCUGUAGAAUCAAUUGCUAGUGGUCCUACAGUAUAUAGUGCUAAAAGACCAAAAGAAGUAAUAGCUGUAUUGAAGAAAUAUAAUAUAUUUGAACAUUUAGAAGGUGAUGUAAAAAAAAUUUUAAUGUCUACAGAAAGAUUUAAAGAUAAACAAUUGUUAACUAGAAAAAAACAAUUCAAACAUGUAACUAAUAUUAUCUUAGGAAAUAAUACAGUGGCAAUCGAAGCAUCUUCUUUAGAAGCAUAUAAUUAUAAAUUAACUCCUAUAAUAUUAAGAUCUGAUGUUGUAGGUGAUGUACAUGAUGUUAGUUUAGCAUAUGCUCAUAUAACAAGUUUAAUAUGUCUUGCAUUAGAUAAAACAUUAGAAAAAGAAGAAUUUUUUGCAAAAGUAAAAGAUAUUCCUGUACUUUCUUUAUCUGCUACUAAAGUAGAUGAAAUUUAUAACUUAAUUGAUAAUGUGAGUGAAGAAGGAUUAGUAUUAAUUGGUGGAGGAGAGCCAACUGUAGUAGUUAAAGGAAAAGGAAAAGGUGGUAGAAAUCAAGAAUUAGCAUUAUAUUUUUCCCUAGACUGGUUGACAAAAAUUAAAGCUUAUCCUCGAUUUUCGGAAUAUGAAGUAAUAAUGUUAAGUGCAGGAACAGAUGGUCAAGAUGGUCCAACAGAUGCAGCAGGUGCAUUUGGUUAUCCUGCUAUUGGACCACUAAUCCAUGAUAUAUAUACAAAAGUAAAAUCUAUGGCUUCAAAAAUGAUAGUUAAAGUAGAGGAAGACAAAGAAGCUAUGAGAAAAAAGAAAGAAGAAAAAGAACAAUUUGAUAUAAAGAAAUAUAAAGAAAUAUGCAAAACACAAGAAUUAAGUGGUUAUUUAAGAGCUAAAAAAACAGAAGAGACAACAGAAAAUAAAGUUAAUUCUGAUAAAGAUGAAACAAGUAUAGAUUAUGAGAAUAUUGUACUUCCAUUAAUAUUUCAAACAAUGGAAGUAGAACGCAUGUUACCUAAAAAUACUUUAGAAGAUAAUAAUUCGUAUAAUUUAUAUUCUCGAUUUAGGAAAGGUUCAGAUUUAUUUAAAACUGGCUUUACUGGUACUAAUGUUAUGGAUUUACAUUUUAUUUAUGUAAAAAAACGCAAUUGUAAAUGUAAAUUAGAUAUUGAAAAAGAAAUAUUUGACAAUACUUUAGAUGCACAUGACUUACAUAUUGAUCCUUCAACUAUUGAAACAUAUAAAAAUUUAUAUAAACGAGAAUCUUUUGAAUGGAGAAAACUUUUAGAAAAACCAGAAAUUAUGAUCAAAAAGGAUGAACAACUUAAUAUAAAAAUUAUUGAUGAUAAUUUAAGAGAUCCAUGUUGUCGUAGAGAUAGAAAAUUUCCGCUUAAAAAUCUUUUAAAGAAUAAAGAUUUUCCAUCAUAAUAAAUUUCAUAAAAUAAAAUAAAAUAUUUUAUAUCAUGUAAAAAAUUUAAAAAAUGUAUAUUUUUAUUAAAUUUAUAUUUUUUAUAUGAAUUAAAAUUUAAACAUUAAUAUAUAUGUGUAUAUAUACAUAUAUAUAUACACACAAUUUAUUAUUGAAAAUUUUUAAAAUACUGUCAAUGAAAAAGAUAUAGUAAAAUCAUAUAAUCAGCCAGAUAUUAAAAUGUACAUGUUUUGAGAAUUAAAACUGCAAUUUGAAGUUAUCAUAAAAAAUAAAGAUUUCACAUUUUUUUUAAUAUAUAUUCAGAAUCGUUUCAUUUUUUUGUUAUACAAUGUAAAGUACAAUGAAAAUUAAAUUUUAUAUAUUAACAAAUGGUUUGCAGAUUUGAGAUUCAAGACAUGUACGACUUUAAAUACAGCUAUAUCAAUUUACGUUAAUUAAUGUUUUAAUUUUGUAUCUUUUGUGUAUCUUUUUUUCAUUAAUAAUAUUAAUCUUUUUAUUAAACAUCAAUCUUAUUUAUCAUAUUUUAAUGUAAUUCAUACAAUGAUUUCAUUCAUUCAUUCAACGAUUUUUUUUUAAAAUAGAAUUAACAAUAAUAUAUAACAUAUGUAUAUAUAUAAAUACAUUUAUAUACAAUUCAUUUUUAUUUAUUAGCAAUUAAUAAAAUUAUUAAAAUUUCUUGAUAUUUGCUUUAGUUGAAUAAUAAAAUUUAAAUAAUUUAUAUAAACAAAUAAAAAUAUAAAAGUAUUAUAGCAUUGAAUUUCUAUAAUACAUACACAUAUAUAUAUAUCCACACAUAUAAUAAAUAGUCUACAUAUAUAAUAACAAUUACUUUUGUACUACACAGUUAUCUUGUAUUAUUGUGGCAUAUAUGAAAGAUUUAAUACAAAAAUUAUUAAUUUUUUUAUAUUAUACGCUAAAGAUCCCAACUAAAUAAAUGGUGUUUAACUAACAUGUCACGAACACCAUCUUUUAAAGGUUGAGAUUGUUCUUUCUUGGGUGGUAAUUCCCAAUCAGGAUUUAAAUUAAAUGCAAAUUGACUUAAUAUUCUUAAUUCACAUUUAAUUUGUACCCAGCCAGGACUGUUUAUAAAACUCCAUGGCUGAUACCUGUAAAAUUAAUAAUACAAAUUAUGUACAUAUAAAAUAAUGUAUAAAUUAAUGAUAUGAUAUGAUAUUACAAAUUAUAUGAUAUUAAAUCAUCA
Molecule: messenger RNA, 3445 nt
Organism: Apis cerana (Asiatic honeybee)
Lineage: Eukaryota; Metazoa; Arthropoda; Insecta; Hymenoptera; Apidae
Product: glycerate kinase
Biological process (GO): protein phosphorylation
Cellular component (GO): cytoplasm
Molecular function (GO): glycerate kinase activity
Source: RefSeq, a predicted model, not a curated record